UUCACCAAAUUACCCUUUCCUUAUAUGACUAUCUGAUCUUAUAAUAAUAAAUUAAUAAUAUUCAUUUUUCAGCAACUUCAAUGCUUUUUCACUGCGGCUUCAUUUCUUCCACCGAGGAACCUUCUUGGCUCUGAACCUCAACCGCCAGCCGCCGGAGCAGCUAAGGAGAAGAAGAAGAAGAAAAUGGGAGAAGGAGGCAUUGAAUUGCUUAAAGCAGAAGAGGAUAAACACGGCGGAGUUGUUGUCAACGUGGAAGUGGAGGACCCUAUAGAGCCUCUGAAUUUCAGUUCUUGGUUGCAAGCUUCAAUCUCGAAUUGGAGCCAACAGGGAAAGAAGGGCGUGUGGAUUAAGCUUCCCAUAAAACAUUCAAAUCUUGUUGACACUGCGGUGAAGGCUGGAUUCAGAUACCACCAUGCCGAACCAGAUCACCUCAUGCUUGUAUACUGGAUUCCUCAUUCUCCUGAUACCAUCCCACAGAAUGCUUCGCACCGUGUUGGUAUUGGUGCUUUUGUCAUCAACAACAACAGAGAGAUGCUUGUGGUUCAAGAAACUGAUGGCAGAUUCAAAGGCACCGGUAUAUGGAAGAUGCCUACAGGAACUGUUAAUGAAGGUGAGGACAUAUGUGCAGCUGCAAUUAGAGAAGUGAAAGAAGAGACAGGGAUAGAGACAGAAUUUGUCGAAAUCUUAGCAUUCAGGCAAAGCCACAAAUCAUUCUUCCAAAAGUCAGAUAUGUUCUUUGUUUCCAUGUUACGUCCUCUCUCCUUUGACAUCCAUAGUCAGGCUUCAGAAAUUGUGGCAUCUAAGUGGAUGUCUAUUGAAGAAUAUGCAGCCCAGUCUUUUGUGCAAGAACAUGAUCUCUUUCGCUUUAUUGCAGAGAUAUGUUUAUCAAAGUUGGAUGGAAAGUACACUGGUUUUUCUAACCUGCUUACUACUACAUCUUCCGGUAAAAAUACCUAUCUGUACUUCAAUGGCCAUGAUGCUAGCAACCUGGUAGAUUCCAAGAAUCAGCAAGCUUGAUUAGCUCCAAAUUACUCUCACAUAAUGACUUUAGCCUUCACUUACUAGUGACCUUUACUUCAAGUUAGAGACAUGCCUGAUACAGUGAUACUUACAAUGCAGACUUUCUGAAUGUUCAAAUCUAGCUCUAGUCAUCAUAUUCAAAAUUUUCAUUUGUCCAUCAAUCUAUAUUCUUUCACGUUACUUUCUUUGCAUUAUUGUUUAUGAUAUGUGGAGGAUUGAUUUGUUUGUUUACUUAGAUAAAGAAACAAAUAAUUGAAGUGGCAACCUUUUAC
Messenger RNA from Arachis ipaensis, 1292 nucleotides. RefSeq names its product nudix hydrolase 2. NCBI's taxonomy places the organism in Eukaryota, Viridiplantae, Streptophyta, Magnoliopsida, Fabales, Fabaceae. Gene Ontology annotation, molecular function: NAD binding; ADP-ribose diphosphatase activity; NADH pyrophosphatase activity. The record is from RefSeq and is a predicted model, not a curated record.